AUGGCAACGCCCGCUCUCCCCAUGGUGGCGGUCAACCCCGCGAUGCCACGGGGCUCAGACGAAUAUGAGCAGAAACGAGCAGCGAGCCUGCAGCGUCUGGCCGACAGCAUCCCCGUCGCGCUCCGCCUCCCGCAGCACAUCAUCGACUCUGCGCCCAAAAACGUCACCGCCAUACCGCGCCAGUCUGGCCUCUUGACGGAGCGGGAGCUGCACAUCACCGAAGCCUACGAUGCCGUCGCGCUGGCCGCCGCCCUUGCCGCCAAACGAUACUCGGCCGUCGAGGUCGCGACCGCGUUUUGCAAACGAGCUGCCAUGGCCCACCAGCUCACCUGCUGCCUCACCGACUUCUUCAUGGACGAGGCGCUCGCCCGCGCACGCGAGCUCGACAGCCACCUCGCCGUGACGGGGCAGACUGUUGGUCCGCUGCACGGCGUGCCGACCAGCAUCAAGGCACACAUGCCGCUGCGAAACCACCUCCUGGACCUGGGCACGCUGAGCUCCGAGACCGUCGUCGACUACGACAGCCACGCCAUUGCCAUCUUGCGCGCGGCCGGCGCCGUCUUUUACUGCAAGACGAACCAGCCGCAGCUCAUCAUGCACCUCGAGUCGGCGUCCUUUCACGGCCGCACGCUCAACCCGCACAACACGACCCUGACGUCUGGCGGAUCCAGCGGCGGCGAGGCCGCGCUGCAGGCCAUGCGCGGCUCCGUCUUUGGCGUCGGCAGCGACAUUGGCGGCAGCAUCCGCGGGCCGGCCGCCUUUUGCGGCAUCUACGGCUUCAAGCCCACGUCCAACCUGCUGCCCCGCAAGGACGGCCUGCCCGGCAACGCCGCCGCUGAGCUGACGGUGCCGGCUACCUGGGGCCCCAUGUCGCGGUCCCUGCGCGACAUGGACCUCUUCAUGUCCGUCUUUUCCGCCGCGAAGCCCUGGCGCGUCGAUCCCCGCCUCAACACCGCGCCAUGGACCGGGCUCGCUACCCCGCAGCCGGCAGGCCCGCUCAAGGUCGGCUUCAUGAUGACAGACGGCGCCAUUCAGCCGCAGCCGCCCGUCGUCAGGGCGCUCGAGUGGGCGCAGACGCAGCUACAGCGCGCCGCGCCCGCCGACGACAUCCAAGUCAAGCCGUUUGCGCCGCUGCGCACCCAAGAGGCCGCCAAGAAUGCGCGCACCGCCUACUUCCCUUACGGCAUCGAUGCCACCCGGCAGAGCUUGCAGGAUGCCGGCGAGCCGCUGCUGCUGCUGUCCGAGUGGACGAUGCGGGACGCCGAGGCGGCGCCUACGCCCACGACGCAGGGCCUGUUUGAGUUGAGCAACCAGAAAGAGCAGUUUUGGUGCGACUGGGCCGCGCACUGGAACGACCAGGACGUGGACGUGCUCAUAUGCCCUGUCUUUUACGGGCCCGCGCCCAGCCACGAGACGGCGUUUUACUGGAACUACACCAUCCUCUUUAAUUACCUUGACAUGCCGGGCGUGGUGAUUCCGACGCCGAUUGUGGCUGGACCAAAGGGCACGGAGCGUUAUGGCGAUGACGACAACUGCCUGAGCGACGAGUGUGAGCAUGUACGUCGGCUUUGGGACGAGGGCGACUUUGAAGGUGCGCCAAUCACGCUCCAGAUUGUGGCUCGGAGGGGCCAUGAUAAUGAGCUGUUUGGGGCGCUGGAGAAGCUGAAGAAAUAUUUGAAUGUGGAGUGA
This is a messenger RNA of Beauveria bassiana ARSEF 2860, 1689 nucleotides long. RefSeq names its product general amidase GmdB. The transcript has a single exon. NCBI's taxonomy places the organism in Eukaryota, Fungi, Ascomycota, Sordariomycetes, Hypocreales, Cordycipitaceae. The coding region runs from base 1 to 1689 and encodes 562 amino acids. The record is from RefSeq and is a predicted model, not a curated record.